Molecule: messenger RNA, 1182 nt
Organism: Parastagonospora nodorum SN15
Lineage: Eukaryota; Fungi; Ascomycota; Dothideomycetes; Pleosporales; Phaeosphaeriaceae
Exons: 2
Coding region: 1-1182 (393 amino acids)
Biological process (GO): carbohydrate metabolic process
Molecular function (GO): beta-N-acetylhexosaminidase activity
Source: RefSeq, a predicted model, not a curated record
AUGUUUUGGGGCACGCGCACGUUAUUACAGGAGCUUCUGAUCGCAAAUGGGACGAAGAUUCCACCAGGUCAUACACUUGAUGCGCCAGCUUAUGCUACUCGCGGCUUCAUGCUUGAUGCUGGGCGAAAAUGGUACACUGCGGACUUUCUCAAAGAGCUCUGCACGUAUGCCUCUUUCUUCAAGAUUUCUGAGUUUCACUACCACUCAAGCGACAAUUACCCCUUGAAUCGCGGUCGCAAUGAGACGUGGAACGAAGUUUUCUCACACUUCUCGCUAUACCCGGAGAACAACACGGAGCUACAAGGCAUCAUUCAGCGCAAGAAUGAGACGCUGUCCCGCGCAGAAUUUGAAGACUUUCAAAUGCACUGUGCGCAACGCGGUGUUACUGUCAUUCCGGAAAUUGAAGCGCCCGGCCAUGCGCUCGCUAUCACAAAAUGGAAGCCGGAGCUUGCAUUAGCCAAGAAGGACUUACUGAAUCUCACUCACCCGGAUGCUGUUCCGACAGUAAAAGCCAUAUGGGCGGAAUUCCUGCCAUGGUUCCAGACGAAAGAAGUACACAUCGGCGCAGACGAGUACGACCCAGAGCUUGCGGAUGACUACAUCAACUUCGUCAAUGAAAUGGCCAACUUCGUCAACACGACGUCUGGGAAGCGCAUACGCAUCUGGGGAACUCACGAACCCUCCGAAAAUCUCACAAUCUCGAAAGACAUCAUCAUUCAGCACUGGCAGUACGGCCAAUCAGAUCCCGUGCAGCUCCAAAACGAUGGCUAUCAGCUCAUCAAUUCGCAAGAUUGGUGGGCUUAUAUGAGUUUGAAGAACGAUCAUAGCCCCAUCCUACCGGCCACAUAUCCACAGUUCUACAACGUUACCCGUACGUUGAAUUUCGCGAACGUGCCUGGCUGGCAAUGGGACCCGUCGCUGUUUAAUCAGGUAAACACGACCCAGCAACUCGCGGCUGGUGCGAGUGGGAACAGGGGAGCAAUUUUGGCAGCGUGGAGCGAUAACGGACCCGAUGCUACUACUCAGCUGGAAGCGUACUAUGCGAUGCGCGAGGGCAUACCCGUUGUGGCCGCGCGAGCAUGGUCUGGCUCAAAAGGCGUGAACAUCUCUACCAACAAGCUGACAGAGAGUCUCGCACUUCUCGCCAGGACCUCGAUCGCCGCUCUUCCACCACGCCAAUAA